GUUAGUGGAGCUACUGUGGAGGACUGCAAACAGAAGGAGGCUCUGACAGAGGAGGAGGUGAGGAAGAGGAGGACCUUUCUGAAAACUGCAAGAGACACCAGGAGGAGAAACCAGGAGGAGACACCAGGAGGAGAAACCAGGAGGAGACACCAAGGGACAGAGAGGAGCUGAAUGAAUCAGAUCUGUUUUUGAGAGUUUUACUGACGCCUGACACCAUCAGAGGGGGAGGAGUCAGAAAAGAUGGAGUCAAGUGUCUGCUCAACCUGGGUUUACCUGUGCAUGGUCAUCAUCAUGUUCCGAAACAUCUCAGCUGAUCCCGAUCCACCUGCAUCCUACACUGUCCAUCCCCAGCAGAUCAGCUUUGAGCAUGCGAUGAAGGUCUGCUCCCCCGGCGUCCUCACCACGCUCUCCACCCAACAGGAGGUCUCUGAGGUCCUUCAGCACGUCUCCAACAAGCUCCUUAAUCUGAAUCAGAACAAGUUCACCUUCUGGGUGGGUCUGAGGAGCCUGAAGAACGAGUGUGUGGUCCCCUCGCUGCCCCUAAGAGGGUUCAAGUGGAUCCAGGACGGCAGUCAGAAGUCUGAAGUGAUCCACUGGAGGGAGGAGCCUAAACACACCUGUACCUCUUUACGCUGUGCAGCACUGCAGGGGGAGUUUGAUGGGACGACAGUGACCAGAUGGGGUCUGAUCCCGGUCACCUGUAGGAACAGCUACCAGUUCAUCUGUAAACUAACACCUGGGGACAGAGAGACCCCCGUCAAACCUGCUAAACAACAACCUGAACCAGCCACACCUGAACCACCUGGACCUUCCACAGAACAACCACCUGUACCUGUAACACACACACAUCAAUCUACACCUGUAAUACAUAUGCCAGAUCCUGAUUCUGAACGUUCUGCCCCACCCGAAACUAAUCUGAAGCCUAACACUGGACCAGAUCUACAGGGACUUAAACCUGGCGCUGACCCUGUGUCAGGUAAGAAUACGUGUGUGCGUCCUAAAGAUCCCAACGACACUCCCGGGAUCCGGUCAUUCAUCCUGGACCCUGAGAACAGCAACAGGAUCCAGGUGGAGUGCUGGUUGUCUGACCUGGUGGAGCUCAGGUGUUUGGGUCAUCCUCUGGUGUGGCGUCUCUUGGAUGACUCGCCCGUCAACUUCUCUGCCGUCUGCCAUCCGUGCGAAAGCGGCUUCAAGAGAGACGCUUUAGGACACUGUGUGGACAUUGACGAGUGCAGCACCACCGCCACCUGCAGGCACACCUGUCUAAACUCUCAGGGCUCCUUCAGUUGCGUCUGCUCUGAUGAGGACGGGAAACACCAUGACGAGGACUCGCUGGCCUGCAGGGACACUUCUGCAGACAGCCAGAAUGGCCUCUUGUCAGGGAUCCUCUUCCCCGUGUUGAUUGCCAUAGCGGCGUUUGUGGUGCUGUUGGUGGUUGUGGCGGUGACGGUGAAGUGCUGCAUGACAAGGCGGUCAAAGAAACACGACAUGGAGAAGAUGGCCAUGAAGAGCAAAGAGGACAAGGAUUCAUUUCAAACAGCCAAUGAGAAGACGGCGACAUGAGGAGGCAGCGCUGUGAUUGGUCAAAGGCUGUGACAUCAUCAAUGAGAACUCUUACUGUUCACUGCCUGAUGAAAAUAUUUGUCUCAAAAAACAUUUCAGGGAGUUUUUAUUCCUUAAAGUAAAAUGUCUGACAUAACGUUCAAAUAAAGUUUUUCUGUUUUUACACUGAAGAGAAAAAAAGUCAGAAAGUUAUUUAUAGAAAGUUGUUGAAUAUUGACUCUGAUCUCAGUUCAGACGUUUAAAAUCUCAGUCACAGUUUGACCUGAACUCCGUCUGACAGGUGGCAGCGCUCUGAUGAACCUGGAAACAUAACCUUGUGAUUUUUUUCUGUUUUAAGUUUUGAACUUGUUUCUACGACGUUGUCCUCUCCUCGUGUUUAAUCUCUUCAUUUUAAGAUGAUCUCACUUUUAUUCCUAUUUUAUAUCAAACCUUCCAUAUGGAUGUUGUGGUCGACUUGUGUGACUCUGAAUGUUGAUAAGACUCGGACUUGUCUGCAACUCGACUCCAUUCCAUGUAAAAGCUUCUGAAUGUUUUGUUUCUGAAUCUGAAGGAGAUUUUAUUGAAAGACUGAAGAGUUCAAAUGUCUGUUCUUACUGAGCAUGUAAAACUGAAUAAAAUAAAAUAAUGUGUUGAAUGUA
Labrus bergylta (ballan wrasse) is the source of this 2201-nucleotide messenger RNA. The record is from RefSeq and is a predicted model, not a curated record. Lineage: Eukaryota; Metazoa; Chordata; Actinopteri; Labriformes; Labridae.